GCACACGUGUGCAUAUGCUCGCGCGGAGAGAGCGUAAAACAAAGCCACCAACCUUCUAAAUAGAGUGAUUGAAACCUUUAGCUUUUGGCCGGGAGUGUGUAGUGGUCAUGGCAGAACCUCCGACUACGCCUAACCUAGAGCGUCACAAGUCCGUGGUGAUGCUGGAGAACGACGAUGCCCUGCAGAUAGUGAGGACGGACCUAGCCAACCUGGUGGCAACAGCUGCCAAAACAAACUCCUGUGACAUAGAGGAGUUAAGGAAACAUCUGGUGGACUUUGAGAAACUGUUCACUCAGUUUCUGGCCCACCGCAAGAUCGGGAACAACAUCAUAUGGAGCAGAAUUCAGCCUCUUCAGACUGAGAAUGUCCACACGUACCAGUCAGUGGUGGAGGCUCCUCUGGCCACCACGAAGGGAGACCUCCUGGACAAACUGGUGGUCUUGAAACUCAACGGGGGACUCGGGACCAGCAUGGGCUGUGUGGGACCCAAGAGUCUCAUUUCAGUACGGAACGACUCCACCUUCCUUGACCUCACUGUCCAACUGAUAGAGUGUCUGAACAAGAAGCACAACAGCGACGUGCCGCUAGUCCUCAUGAACUCAUUCAACACACAUGAGGAGACACAGAGAGUGAGAUUCAAGUACGACAAGAGAGUGGACCUCCACAUGUUCCAGCAGAGCUACCACCCCCGCGUCCUGAGAGAGACUCUGAGGCCUUUCCCUGUAAAUGUCGACCUCAAGGACGGAGUGAGCUGGUACCCUCCUGGUCACGGAGAUAUCUACAACUCCCUCAAGAGGAGCGGACUCCUGGAAAGGUUCCUGGAGGAGGGCAAGGAGUUCAUCUUCAUCUCCAACAUCGACAACCUGGGAGCCACUGUCGACCUCGGUAUCCUCAACUUUCUACUGCAUCCUCCGAAGGACUCGGUGCCAGCAGAGUUUGUGAUGGAGGUGACAAAUAAGACGAGGUCGGACGUGAAGGGAGGCACUCUCAUUAACUACGAGGGAAACCUACACCUCCUGGAGUUUGCUCAGGUCUGGCCGUGUGUGUGUGUGUGUGUGUGUUUGUUAGGACACAUUGUACUACUGCGUGGAACAUACAUACAUGUGUGUGUGCACCAUAAUGUAUAGUGGGACACCAAUGGAACAGAAGAGAGUCUCCAUAUUAGUGGUGUCCUUCAGUUUCACGCAAGAACUGCAUGUUCUUAGGAAAGAAUGUGCCCUUUAAGCCUGCUUCACCGUCACAAGAGACCGCGACACUAUGUGACGCAACGUCGUGCGGUAUUUUGCGAGUGAAAUUGCACGACAUGUCAUGGAAUUAUGGAGGGACAUACUUCUGUGUACACAACUGGGACUUAGAACAAGGUGUUAGUCCUUAUUUCGUGGGUGUCCUUAGAGAAGAGAGAGAGCAGAAGAGAGAGCUUGCACUGUACAGUGUAACAUGUAUGUAUACAAUAGAGCCAUUAUAUGUGUAUGUUGGUGCAGGUGCCGAAGGACAACGUGGACGAGUUCAAGUCCAUCAAGAAGUUCAAGGUGUUCAACACCAACAACCUGUGGGUGAGUCUGAGAGCCAUCAAGAGACUGCUGGACGAGGAGACCAUGAGGGUGGAGGUCAUCGUCAACAGGAAGAGUCUGGAUGGAGGAGUGAAUGUGAUUCAACUGGAGACAGCUGCUGGUGCUGCUAUCAAGAACUUCAAUGGAGCAGUCGGUUAGUCUUCCUCUUCAUAAACUAACACACACUCACAUUGUAGGCACAUGUCUACUAUUCUAACUCAGAACUAGUUUUCAAGUGCAAGACACGUACACCUAUAGAUCAGUUGGAGUUGCAGUUGAGCAGCACAUCCUACCACAUUAAAAGCCCUCGACUCCCGCAUGCUAUCUACUACUGUAGCUACCCCGUGUCAGACUCUCCGCGAGCUACUAGCGGG
Geodia barretti is the source of this 1924-nucleotide messenger RNA. Lineage: Eukaryota; Metazoa; Porifera; Demospongiae; Tetractinellida; Geodiidae. The record is from the annotation of a GenBank genome assembly.